AGUGUUCACAGUGCAAGUUGCUCCAUCAACAUACUGAUCUACGUUCAUGUUAUCAUAGUUGGUCAUAGAUCUACUCAGGUGUCGGGUUCGAUACGGUGUAUGGUGUCAGUGGCCCUGAUAAACCCAACAAACAUACAAAAACCGCCGGUGGUGUGGCUACAGCCAGGUUUAACAACUAUUCAACAGCAGCAGCAGCAGCAGCAGCCAUCACCAGGUUAACAGUGACUGUGAGAGCAGCAGGAGGAAGAAGAGGACUUUUGUGUGGUGACACAGCAGGUGUUAUAAUACUGUGUGAGGCCAGUGUAAGAUGUCUGAGGUACAGGCGGGGCGGCCAUCACAUGAACACCAUCCUAGGCCAACAUUCAACCAGGAAGAGCUCAGAGUGCUUCGAGAAUGCAAUAGGGAGUCGUUUUAUUACCGCAGCCUUCCUAUUGCAGCAGGCUUUUCUGCAGCAACAUUUGUAGCCAUGAAGCGAGGAAUUUUGAAAGUAAACCAGCGAUUUGGCUACACUCCGAAGAUGAUAGGAGCAGCAUUCAUUGGUUAUUUUGUGGGGAAGAUUUCAUAUCAGAACAUCUGUGCCGAGAAGUUAAUGCAGCUUCCUGACAGCCCAAUCGGUGAAGUCUUACGCAAGAGGAAGGGACGGAUGGGAUUUCAAGAGACCCUUGGCAUGGAGCCAGGAUUCUCAGUGGGAUAUCCUUCAACUGAGUUGGGUUCUUCCACUUCUGAUGCACCCAUCUUUGAUGACCACAGACCAGACGUGAGAGACCACAGUGAAGGUCUAGAUGAUUAUGAGCGUGGAGUUACAGAAUCACUAACUCCAUACACAGAAACCUCUUCCAGUAUACCUCAGCAAUACACAACUUAUCAAGAGCUUAGACGUCAAAAUCGAGAAGAGUAUGUCAAUAAAAUGGCUGAAAAAUAUCGUAGAUUACCAGCAGAUGCCUCACCAGAGAGUGGCCUUCAUCCUUUACUUACAGAAGAUUUUCACUCAGCACAGCCUACCUACAAGUCAGUGCCAACCCCACCAACCCAUUCAAAAAAGAAUCAGUAUGGUGAUGAAGUCUAUGAUUAAGUGAUAACAGGGUUUUAUGUCUUGCUACCAGCUCGUCUUCCACAAGUGAAGAUGUAUCCUGUCAGCUUCUGAGAAGAUUCAUUUGUGCCUUGUGGGUUUCUAAAUGAUAGCUUUAUUGUGCACAUGGCAGUUAUUCCUCUGAAUGGGACAACAUUUGAAUAUCGUGCUUUGAUAUAGUUUCUUCAUAUUCUGCUACAUUAUUAAAAAUUCACGAAAUAAACAGUGCUAAAAACCACAAAA
Messenger RNA from Cherax quadricarinatus, 1312 nucleotides. RefSeq names its product OCIA domain-containing protein asrij (gene asrij). NCBI's taxonomy places the organism in Eukaryota, Metazoa, Arthropoda, Malacostraca, Decapoda, Parastacidae. Gene Ontology annotation, cellular component: endosome. The record is from RefSeq and is a predicted model, not a curated record.